ACGAGUGGGAAGGCCAACUCAACCAAGCCAGCCAAGAUGAAAAUAUGUAUAGCAAUCCAGAAUUCUCUCAAGACCUUUGUUUCCCUUAUUUCGGUCCAACAUUCCCAGAUCGUUUCCUAAUUUUUCGCAAUGGUCGCUUCAUAUAUAACGGUAGAGAGAAUUUCAAAGAGUUGCUGAAUGAGAUCCGAAGUUUGAAGAUCCCUAAGACGGAUUCAUUCAGUCACGACAACAAUAAUCAACCAGUGUUUUUUGAACGUGGAAUUCCAUUAGAUUGGGUCAAUCAUGCAAGAUACCAAUAUAAUAAAUUGUUAGUUUAUGGGACUAUCGGUUAUGGAAAAUCGCACAUUCUCGCAGCUCUCACAUGUUUCCUCCGCAGAGAGAAACAAAUUGUCUAUGUCCCAGAUUGUCGUCGUCUCACCGACGCCUUUGUAGAAUAUCUCAAGCCUGCAUUUCUUCUUGCCUUUUCGAAAAUGCCUCAACAUAUAGCCACAAUCCGGAAUUGGACCACCACAGACCAAAUCGUCCAGUUCUGCACCUCUAUUUCUGCAGUUACUUCCCUUUAUUUUAUUGUUGACCAAUGGAAUUCUUUGGAUGAUGAUGCUUACAAUUCCGGUGGAGCAAGAGCCAAAUCAUUAGUAUUGGAAAUGACAUUUAAGCACUACUUGAUCAUGGGCUCUUCAGCAAACAGUCGAUCUAUCAAGGAACUAGAAGCCAGGCAGGAUUCUAUAAAGAAGUAUACA
Messenger RNA from Paraglomus brasilianum, 740 nucleotides. The record is from the annotation of a GenBank genome assembly. Lineage: Eukaryota; Fungi; Glomeromycota; Glomeromycetes; Paraglomerales; Paraglomeraceae.